Gekko japonicus is the source of this 370-nucleotide messenger RNA. RefSeq names its product WD40 repeat-containing protein SMU1-like. Gene Ontology annotation, molecular function: protein binding. Gene Ontology annotation, biological process: mRNA splicing, via spliceosome. NCBI's taxonomy places the organism in Eukaryota, Metazoa, Chordata, Lepidosauria, Squamata, Gekkonidae. Gene Ontology annotation, cellular component: precatalytic spliceosome. The record is from RefSeq and is a predicted model, not a curated record. The transcript has 2 exons. Bases 61 to 336 code for a protein of 91 amino acids.
AAGUGGUGUUGUGUUGCAUCGGGGAGUUCGAGAAGCGGCGGAGGCAAUAAUCAGUUCGUCAUGUCGAUCGAAAUCGAGUCCUCGGAUGUCAUCCGGCUGAUCAUGCAGUAUUUGAAGGAGAACAGCUUGCAUCGUGCCUUGGCCACCCUGCAGGAAGAAACCACUGUGUCACUGAACACUGUGGACAGCAUUGAGAGCUUCGUGGCAGACAUUAACAGUGGUCACUGGGAUACAGUCCUGCAGGCGAUACAGUCGUUGAAGCUACCAGACAAAACACUCAUUGAUUUGUAUGAGCAGGUGCGCACUCUUCACGCAGUGACGUUCUGUAUCCGCUAGCAUCUUUGUAAAAUUGCUGCACAUUUAUAAUAUC